UGCUGAUUAUUAUCUAUCAAUCCAUACACCUUGUUGAAGUAUAAUAAGCUGGAAACGAAAAAAUGAACAGACUCUACGGUUCAGCAACGUUGAUCAUGGUUUUGGUUCUGCCAUGUUUGAUGGCUUCAUCCCUUUCCCGGGAUUUUGAUUUCUUCUACUUUGUUCAACAGUGGCCGGGCGCGUACUGUAGUCAACGGUCACGGAGCUGUUGUUAUCCGAAGAGUGGAAAGCCGGCGGAGGAUUUUAGCAUUCACGGCCUUUGGCCUAACUAUCUCAGUGGCAAAUGGCCUCAAAACUGUGAUCCUCAAAGCUCUUUGGACGAAUCCCAGAUCUCAGAUGUUAUGAGUGCAAUGGAGCAGCAAUGGCCAUCCCUUGCGUGCCCGAGUAGCGAUGGGGUGAGCUUCUGGAGCCACGAAUGGGAAAAACAUGGAACGUGUUCUGGCCUUAACCAGCACGACUAUUUUCAGAAAGCCCUCUCCUUCAAGACCAAAGCCAACCUUCUCCAACAUCUUAACCAAGCAGGAAUUCGACCUCGGGACGGGGAAGAUUACACACUAGAGGAAAUAAAAGCAGCUAUUAAGGAAGGAGUCGGAUUCAAUCCAUUCAUAGAUUGCAAUGUUGAUUCAUCAGGAAAUCACCAAUUAUACCAAGUUUAUCUUUGUGUAGACACUUCUGCACAAGAUUUCAUCGACUGUCCAGUUUUCCCUCAUGGAGGAAAAUGUGGUUCCAAAAUUGAAUUUCCUUCCUUUUCAUCAUCUGAAUCUUCCCAUGAUGAAUUUUAAUUAAUUUGUACACAUAUUUAUGUAACGCCAUUGCUCUUUUUUCCUAAUGGAUUAUAUAUAUAGCAAUGGCUUGAUGCUUCCUGUAAUUAGUCUUUACUUAAGAAUAAAGUGUCUCUAAGUAUAAUACAUGUAUUUCUACUACGGUAAUAAAAUUCAUAAUUGACACAUGUACUUGUGCUUGCAUUCCAAUUAAAAUAGAAACAAUUACAUA
This is a messenger RNA of Cuscuta europaea, 993 nucleotides long. NCBI's taxonomy places the organism in Eukaryota, Viridiplantae, Streptophyta, Magnoliopsida, Solanales, Convolvulaceae. The record is from the annotation of a GenBank genome assembly.